Grus americana (Whooping crane) is the source of this 9161-nucleotide messenger RNA. RefSeq names its product leukocyte receptor tyrosine kinase (gene LTK). Bases 40 to 4404 code for a protein of 1454 amino acids. Lineage: Eukaryota; Metazoa; Chordata; Aves; Gruiformes; Gruidae. Gene Ontology annotation, biological process: multicellular organism development; regulation of neuron differentiation; regulation of cell population proliferation. The record is from RefSeq and is a predicted model, not a curated record. Gene Ontology annotation, cellular component: signaling receptor complex; membrane. Gene Ontology annotation, molecular function: ATP binding; transmembrane receptor protein tyrosine kinase activity. The transcript is spliced from 29 exons.
CGCGCACCCGGCUCGGACCUGUCCGUACCCCGCAGGGCCAUGAACCGGCUCCCACAGCUCCUGCUGUGGGUCCUGACUGUGGUUGUUGUCUCCUGUUCUGGAUCACAUGAAGAAAACUCUUCUUCACCAAAUCCACCUCAGAAGCUCUCCCUGAUAAAAAAUGGGAUGGUGUCAUUGCAUCAGCCUUCUAAACCAGAAAUCUCUUGUAUCAUCGGCUCAAGCUGUUCAUGGGUGACGUCUACAGACAAUUUUGGAAAACCAGACUGGGUGUUAUCUUCAGUUGGUGUCCUGGUGUCUCAGGAGAGGCAGCAGCUGCUUCUGGAAAACAGUUCCUCCCGUGGAGAUGUUGAAGGGGACAUUUUCCUCCUGAACACCAGUAGGCUCCCAGAUAGAUGUGAGUUCAGCCUGCAUAGCCCCAUCCUGCCUGGGAGCUUGGACUCUUGCUUGCUGGAACUGGCCAUAUAUUCACAGGAUGCUGUUCCUCUCCUCCAGAGGUUCACAGUUGAAAUCAGAUAUGUGGAGACAAACAGAAAUAUAAUAAUUUCUCUGAGAGUUGGCCAUGAGGAGGAUGCCGGGAUGAAAUGGAAAUACAUGAUGGCCCAGAUAGGCCGAAUAGAAAGACCUUUUAAAAUCACCUUGCUGUAUUCAAACUGUGGAGCAAAAGAGGUUGGAGUACUGGCAGUGGGCUCCUUGCAACUCAGGAACUGCUUUCAUGAUAAAGAAAACCAAGAUCUUUAUGUAUAUGACAAAGGCUCCACCUUCCCCUGCCUUCAUGGAGGUUGUGUCAGCCACCUACAAAUCUGUGAAUUCAUCAGUGAUUGCCCUGCCAAAGAACAGGAAGGAGUGAGGUGUGACAGUCUCCCAGAGGGCUCACAUUGCUCUUUUGAAGAGGGCCCAUGUGGGUGGAUGCUGAAUGAAACUGCAGCGUCUCCUUGGUCUAUUCGAGGCUUUACUGAAAUGAUUCAAGAUGACUCAUUUGUAGGGUCUACCUUGCAAGCCACUGGAGGACACUUCCUCUACCUGCGAGCAGAGAGCAAUCAGACAAGUGGUAUGGCCAAGGCUUACAGUACCAGCUUGCCAGCCAGCAUUGCCACUGAAGACUACCAGGUCCAAUUCUCAGUGCAUGUUUUUGGCAGCUACAACGGUACUGUCUCCUUCUCUGUCAGGGAAGAGAUAAAGGGAGCUCCAAAAGCCUUGCCAAUGUGGGAAAGAGCAGGGAGCUGGAGCGACCACUGGUUUCUCAUCACCUUACCAAUGCCAGUGCUUCAGAACCGGUUUCAACUGCAACUCCUCGCAACCUGGGGCUGGAAUUCCCAAGCUGACAUUGCUAUCGACAAUAUUACAUUUGGACUGGACUGCUUCACUGACGGAAGACAACCAAAUCAUUUUGCUGGGAAGCGCCAGUACCCACGGGAGAUUAGUAUCCUGGAUGAGCAUCUUCUGAACCCCCUGGAAGAGCCCUCCCUCCCAGGAGACACAUCUGUUGUUCUCUGGUGGUUCACGACUUGUGGUGCCAGUGGUCCACGUGGGCCAACUCAAGCUCAGUGCGACAGCGCCUAUAAGAACAGCAACGUGUCCGUGACUGUGGAGAAAGAGGGCAGGCUCCGGGGAGUGCAAGUCUGGAGAGUGCCAACCACAAACCGAUACAGGAUUUCUGCCUAUGGAGCAGCCGGGGGAAAGGGAGCCAAAAACCACAAUAAGAGGUCCCAUGGGGUCUUCAUCUCGGCCACCUUCCAGCUGGAGAAAGAUGAGCUGCUGUACAUCUUAGUGGGGCAGCAGGGGGAGGAUGCCUGCCCUGGGGGCAAUCCUGAAACCCAGAAGAUCUGCUUAGGGGAGUCAUCUCUCAUUGAAGAAGAUUACAAAAAAAAAAAGGACCCGAAGGACUGGGUUGGAGGAGGUGGGGGUGGAGGAGGAGCAACCUACAUCUUUAGACAGAAGGAUGGGAUUUUCGAACCUUUGCUCAUCGCAGCAGGAGGAGGAGGAAAAGCCUACCUGAAGGCUCAGGACAGCUCCCUGGAUGACGUACCCCUGGAGCAAUUUGAGAACAGCACUGCAGUACCUGGAGUCAGUGGCAGGACUGGGGCAGCAGGUGGAGGUGGUGGCUGGCAAGAUGAGACUCUACUUCCUCAGGCUGGGAAGUCCCUUCUGGAAGGUGGAGAAGGGGGUCAAGCUUGUCCCCAAGCAUUAACCAAGCUCCAGUGGGCCACCUCCGGUGGUUUUGGUGGGGGAGGAGGAGCUUGUACUUCUGGUGGAGGAGGUGGAGGCUACAGAGGGGGGCAUGCCUCUGAUAAUGAUGAUAUCACAGCUGGUGGGCAGGAUGGCAUCUCUUUUGUGAACCCCAUUGGAGAGAUCUUCUUACAUCCCCUGGCAGCCAUGGAGAGCCAUGGAGAGGUGGAGGUUCAGAUCUAUCUUAACUGCAGCCACUGCCACUCAGACAACUGUAAGCGAGACCCUGACACCAACCUGCCAGUCUGCCAAUGUGAGAUGGGGGCUGUGCUAGCCAACGACAAUGUCACCUGCACUGUGCCCCAGGGCCCUAUCCCAGAGGGACACCUGCCUCUUCCACUCCUCCUAGCUGUGGUGGCUGUGAUUGUGGUGCUUGGAAUGAUCCUCACUUGCGGCAGCCUAUCUAUCAUUUACCACCUUAAGAAGCAGCAGCUGGAAGGAGCCAGAGCACGACUGCAGAGCCCAGAAUAUAAACUGAGCAAAAUCCGCACAUCAGCCAUCAUGACAGAUUACAACCCCAACUACUGCUUUGCAGGGAAAGCUGCCACUCUGAGCGAGCUGAAGGAGAUCCCACGGAAGAACAUCUCUCUGCUUCGGGCACUAGGACAUGGUGCAUUUGGUGAGGUUUACGAGGGAACUGUGGUAGGCAUUGCAGGGGAUCCCAACCCUCUUCAAGUGGCUAUCAAGACCCUGCCUGAAGUCUGCUCUGAGCAGGAUGAGAUGGAUUUCCUGAUGGAAGCAUUGAUUAUCAGUAAGUUCAAUCACCAAAAUAUCGUGCAGUGCAUCGGUGUUAGCCUACAGACGCUGCCUCGCUUCAUUCUGCUUGAGCUCAUGGCCGGAGGAGAUAUGAAGAGCUUUCUUCGGCAGAAUCGACCCAGGGUGAAUCAGCCAUCCACGCUAACAAUGCAGGACCUGCUGAACAUAGCUAGGGAUAUUGCCUGCGGCUGUAAAUAUCUGGAAGAGAAUCAUUUCAUCCACAGAGAUAUAGCUGCAAGGAAUUGCCUUUUGACCUGCACUGGCACAGGACGAAUAGCCAAGAUUGGUGACUUUGGGAUGGCCAGGGAUAUUUACAGAGCAAGUUACUACCGCAAGGGAGGAAGAGCCAUGCUUCCUGUCAAGUGGAUGCCACCAGAAGCUUUUCUAGAGGGCAUUUUCACCUCCAAAACUGAUACCUGGUCCUUUGGUGUGCUGCUUUGGGAGAUUUUCUCCCUAGGCUACAUGCCCUACCCUUGCAAAACCAAUCAGGAAGUGCUGGAAUUUGUCACUAGUGGAGGAAGAAUGGAUCCACCGAAAAACUGUCCAGGGCCAGUGUACCGGAUCAUGACACAGUGUUGGCAGCACAGCCCAGAGUAUCGGCCAAACUUCUCCACCAUCCUGGAAAGAAUCAAGUAUUGCACACAGGACCCCGAUGUGAUCAACACUGAGCUGCCCAUGGAGUGUGGCCCUGCACCAGAGGAUGAAGGGGGUACAGUCAUGCGCCCAAACAUUUCCAGUGGCAUAGUGCCCCUGUUAGUAAGCCCUUCUCUCACACCUCAGACGACACCUAAAACACUGGACUCCCGCCAUGCUGGGCACAAACUUGUACAAUGUCCACAAGAGUUACUGGUGGAGAACCUGAGCAGCCGGACUGCUCGAGGGCCCAGCCUGCCAUGCCUCAGCGAUUUCAACAGUGGGUCCUGGUUCCAGCAGACCUCAAACCAGAAGCUGGAGCUCAGCAAUCCACCAGCCCACAGACUUAAAAACAAAACGAAAAAUCUUUGGAACCCCACCUAUGGAUCAUGGGUGCUAGAGAACAUCUGUCACUUCAGCCCCAGCUCCAAGCUCAAAGCAACUCCAGAGCGGGAAGAUUCGGGCUUUGAUGGGAAUUGCAGUUCUUCUCCUAGCUCUCGAGCAUCUCCAGCAUCUCCAAGUCGAAGCAACUGCCCUCACCUGGAUAUCGGUGGGAUUGAACUGGUGAAACUCCAGACUUUCCCCUGCGGCAAUGUAAAUUAUGCUUAUGAUGACCUGUGCUAUAGCACUGACCACCAGCCAUUAGCUUUGGCAGAGGUCAGAGCAGCUGUGCUAAGGAGCUCCAGUCUGCGUAGAGAUGAAAAGCCUUUUUAUAAAACAGAGAAAACAUCAAGAGAGAGGGACUCUGGUCUGUCUUUGUCAGAUGACCUGAGUGUUACUCCAGUAUAACAGAAACAGUUCUUCCUAAGAUCAGGGAAUGUGGGUGUCUGGAAGGACUGCUUCCUAUUUCACUUACUUCCUCCAUUUAAGUUCCUUCAGAUGGGUGAUGUUUCAACAUCAGCAAUGUUCUGCUUCCUCCUUCUAUCAGCUGGAUCCCCAGAUCAUUAAAGACAGUUGCAUUUCUAUCUCUGUCCAUCAAAUGUGUUCCACUGAACCAGCUUAGUGGUGGAGAACAAUGGCAUUGCUGCUCUGAUUCAGAAAACAAUACUUACUGAAAGGACUCCUCCUCAAUCUGCUCAGGUGAAAAGAAAUGGACCUACCAUCCAACUGCAGCAUUUGGAUGGAAAUACUGACUAACACAGGUUGCGUUUCUUUCUCACUGAAGAAACCAAAAACGCAUCCUGUGCCAGCAUCAACCAACUUGCAAAGGCUGUUAUAUUCCUGAGAGCUUUUUACAGUCCUGAUUACUUACUAAUGAUGCUCAUGCACUGUAAGGGAAGUAAAUAAAUAGCAGCCACAUUUGCAUCUGUUUUAUUAGCAGACCCUGCAGAAAAACAUAAAAAUGAAGCUACUGCUCAAAUUUGAACCAGUAGGAAGGAUUAAAAAAAAAAAAAAAAAAAAAAUCCAGGCUCCUCUGAGCAUGUGCUUUGAAAACAAGCAAUGAAGAGGAAAACAAAUUUAUUGAAAAAAAAAAAAAGUUGGUGCAGCUGAUAGUAUCCCUUUGAAUAGUGAAGGAAAUGUGCUGCUUGCCUCAUGAUGUUUCUUUCCUCGCAGCUCCUGGCGUGGAAGGGGCAGGUGGUUUUCCAAGAAAGGGUGAGCUGCAUGGGGUGAUGAGAAAUGGACUGUCUUUACCUUUUAAUGGACUUUACUUGGAAUGAACUUCAUUUUUGUAAGUACUUUGAUAUUCAACAGUAAUUUCCUGUGCUACAUUCGUAAGCAUUAAGCUGAGGUUCUCGGGUAACUGUCUAGCAUUUGGCACACUGGAGUUCUUGGUUUUACUACCCACUCCUCUGAGGUAGAAAGGAAGCAAUGCGAGGGAGGGGCAGAGUGAAGGGGAACUUAAUACAAACACUACCUUACAGUGUGCCCUUUACACAAAAAUGUAGAAUAGCUCAACCAUUUGCGAAAGCUAAAAUCAUGACUUGCCUUCACACACUCAAGCAGGUCAUCAUUUCUUCUCACCUUCCAAGCGUACAGACUUGCUGGUAAAGGUAGUUGUUUGUUUUGAAGACAGCUCAUUUCUAAGGCUUUCCUCUGUUGCUUAGGGUCUAAACUGAUGUUUAAUGAUUAAAGCCUGCAAAAUAAGGAGGCUGAAAAAGUAAAUAAUUUGGAUUAAGCUUGAACAGUCUCGGAAGCUUUUUGUCCUUGUCCCAUUCCUGAAUGUUGCACUGCCUACCUACAGUGGCAAAUUACAUGCUGCCUUCAUGUCAAUCAAGUUGUACGGUGAGAUGUCUGUCACAGACACUGUCUGGUUCCUUUCUGAGGGAAGAGGUGCUCUGGUACAAGCUUCAUGCUUAGCGAUCAACUGCACGUACAAUCUGAAGGUGUGGGCUGGCAGGAGAGGGUUUGCUUUGACAACACAGAGUUCCUGUCCUCUGCAUCAUUCAGGGAUGGACACUACUGAGAUGUGGUGCAGAAAAGCACAGAGUGAAGAGUUUGAAUCCAUCCUGAGUGAAAUCCGUCUUCAGCCCAGGUUUAUGCUUUGUUGGUCUGACUUUGUAUCUAUCUGUUCCAAACUUCCUGUAGGUUUAGGCCUUUGGCUUUAGGAUGAAUAGUUUUAUAUACCGUCAAUUCCAAACCAGAGUGGUGAUGAUGGGCACCUUUCAGCAAUGACCCGUAUGGUAUGGAAAUAAUUCCAAAUCCAUGUUGGGAAAUGACAGGUGGUCAGAACACAGCAGUUCCUCUGUGUGUGGGCAAAUUCCAGGAGCGGUGUGGGGACUGAUGGGCUGAGUGACCAAGGGAGAUGGUUGCCCUCGCUUCAUGCCCUUCCUUCCAUUUCACCUUUGCUUUAGCUCUCUGGCUUCUCUGAAGUUUAGCUCAUUGUCUGUCCUAUCUUACAUCCAGGAGCUGCUACCCAGUUAGCAGGAAAUUUUCUCAUUCUUUCCUCUUGCAGAGGCUAACACUUAUUUUGGUCAUGUUUCAGGCUGGCCACCUUUGGAACAUGCUAGUCAAGGAUAAAUACAUCUACUCUCAGUAAUUAGAAUAACACCAGCUCAUCUUCAACAUCCUUACUUUUAGGCUUAUGUUAGUCUUAUGGUUUAUGCGUUAGUAGUUUUUUUCCCGGAGGUGAGCUAUCAAAGUCUCCAACAGUUGUGACCGGGCAUCAGCAGCUCAGCCCCUUCCCGCACAUCUGGUAAGGGCACAGCAGAGGACAGUGAUCCUAGUUCAGCUGCAGUGGACGUGGCUCCAGGUAGCUUUCCAACCCUUGUUGAGCAGAGCACUGGUGGUUAUGACCGUGCUGUUGCAGGCCCAUUACCAUUUUGCUUUCAAUUCUCCUUAGCCAUCAGCAUGGGUGGGAAAUUGGUGGUGAGGUGUGAAACAUGGACUUGUUCAAAAGUCAUGGGCAGUUAACUAUUCCACCUUCCUGCAGAUUUUAUAAAGCAGGCACAAGACAGUUUUUCAUAUUUUCACAUGGAAAUGAUGGUACAGUACCCUAAGAUUCCAGCAAGGAGCAGGUAGAAUCCCUGCUCUCCAUGUGCUUGCCCAGCUUGAGCUACCACUGUUUUCCCCAUACGCAGCACUUGCUUCAACUUAAUUCACGAAUUUAGAAGGGCCAAUAGUGAUAAAACUAGGUAAGUCAUUGAGAAGUGAAGUAAGAGACGAGCACAGUUCUAUCACCAAUGCCAUAGGCAGGCUUGGCUGCAGCUAUACCUUCAUUUCAUAAAUAAAAUGCAAGUUCUUCAGUCCAGAACUUUGGACAAAUACCUGUUUUUUACUCAAUAGCUGCAUCAAGGGACUUAUUUACAGGAAGAGCAUAGAUGAAGCUGCACUGAGCCAGCAUAAAACUCCAUCCUGCCCAGUAUGUUAUCUCGACAAGUGGCCAACAGCGGGGUGUGGAAGGGCAACUAUAAGAGUAGAGUGAGCAUGUAGUGAUCAUUUAUUUCCUAGACAUACUUUGCUGGUUUACAACAGCAUGUAGCACAGGGAGGUACUGAGCCAGAUGCAGUGUCUUGUAACAAGACAGAGCGUGGAGCUGUGCAUACCAAAUGGGCACUAAAAGAAAGAGCCAGGAAUUUUAAAAGAAUCUGCAUUAGCAACCUAAAUUUUAUAUAAGCUCUUAACUCCCUCAAAUAGAACUAAAGGUAAAUGAUCUUCUGUCAGCACAGCUGCCAUGAAUCUUUGACCUGUAACAGUUUUUCUGCGCAUAUCUGAUCUCUUAGCUGCUUUUGUAAAACUCUCACAGAUAAUGAAUUUUUAAUUAAUAUCCUGGAGGAAUUAAAGCUCCUGUUGUGAUGCCGAAAUGCUACAUGCUGUCCAAACUGUAUUAUCUAAAAAGAAAAAUAACAACCGCAAUGACAUACACCACAACCUUCAGUCCUACAAUUCUGAGACUGAAACUUACUGUCAUUCAAUCACAGAUUUCAUGGUGCUCAAUUGCCACCAUUUCAAAAUAUCACUUGCUUCAAACUGUUCUUUAAAGGAGACAUUUUUAGUGCAUAAUCAAUGAGUUGAACCCAUAGUGUCAAAAAUUAGAUUACUUUGGCAACUGAAAGCCAAAAACUGGUUUUGUUUCCUAAAGGAAUGACAUGAGCUGGAGAUCAGGGAUGAAUUCAGUCCUGUAAUCUACAUGAAAAGUCUUCCAACCCUUGCCCACUGCAAAAUCAGCCAUUUAUAAGAUUAUUAUAAAUUGCUCUUUGUGAUGGGUGUCUGUCUUUUAACAUGUUACCAACUUGGUUUUACCUUUGUGUGUAUAUAGUUGUUGGGUUUGGGUUUAUUUUUUUUUUUUUUUUCCUUCUGGGCUCAGCAUUAGUACUUUAUGUUGCUUCAUACAACCCCAUACCUAUAUUUUAAGGAGGGGACAGAAUAACAAAAGAUGAAACAAUAAUGCAAAUUUCAGUUUGUCUUUCUCUGAUUUCUUUUUACAUUUGUUGAUAUUCUUGCUUGUGAUUUCUUUGUUCUCUUCUCUCUCCUCAAGAGUUUUGUAUCUUCAUUUUUCCCUUUAAAGAAACAGAAUUUUAACUGCAUAGAUUUAAGGUGUCCCCCUCAUAUCAACUCUUUUCCUGAGGUAAGUUCUCCACUAAUUUGCCAACAGGAAGGUGUGCACUAAGGAAGCUUUGCAAGUCUAAUGAAAUAUUUACAGGCUUUUGUAAGUGUAACUUAUUCCAUCUCCAACACGUCCCCUCUACUUACCCAAAAGAGAAGAAAACACUACUGCUGGGAGUACGGUUGUCCCCACUGUAUUUGCAUCUCCACAGCUGUGUCAGCCAGGGACCACGCUUCCUCAGACCCUCGCGCAAGCAGAGCUCUGUGAGACAGUUUCUCCAUAGACAUGGCCUUGCUCGCCCUCCUCCUGGCUGCCUACCCUUUUCAGUCUGAUGCAGAGACCUUAGGCAUGACAUCACUAACGUCUUCCCAUCUCGUCAUGUGACUUUUUCAUUUAGUUGUGCUGGUUUUGAUUUGUCAUUACCUCUGACCACGGCAGCACUUCUUGCCAACCUACCUUUCUGGGUAACUACUGUACAUAAGUAGAUGACACACCUGCUUCUAUGCAAUUUAAAGCUGGACAAGUGUAUACUUCUAUAUUUGCAACACAAAAUAAAGAGACA